Pedinophyceae sp. YPF-701 is the source of this 3783-nucleotide messenger RNA. Lineage: Eukaryota; Viridiplantae; Chlorophyta; Pedinophyceae. The record is from the annotation of a GenBank genome assembly.
AUGACAUCCAGCCUCAACCAGCAGGGGGCGCAAGAAGAGGCGCCGGGGGACGUCACCUUCCGCGCGGGAGCGCCUCAACUGGUCCGGGCACAGGCCGCGGGCGCUCCCUCCUCCCCGCGCACCCCUCUGGCCGCCAGCGCCCCGAAGAUCGAGCUAUCCCCGAACCCCAGCGUCGGGCCGUCGCCGCUCGGAUCCCCGACCGGCCCCGCCGCGGCGGAGGACCGGAUCCAAGUAUGCAUCCGCGCCAGGCCGCCCAACGGACGGGAGCGCGAGAUAGGCUUCCGGAACUGCCUUCAGAUCGGCCAGAGCGGCACGGACAUCGUCCUGCAGCCGUCGGGCGCGGCGCCGCCGCACCCGUUUGCGUUUGACCAUGUCCUGGGCGCGGAGACCGGCCAGGACAGGAUGUUCCGCGUGGCGGGGCGGCCGGUGGUGGAGAACAGCUUGAUCGGGUACAACAGCUGCAUCUUCGCGUACGGACAGACGGGGUCCGGCAAGACGUACACCAUGCUCGGCCCCGCGAGCGAGGGGGAGGACUUCUUCCAAGACACCCCCCUGUCGCCGCACCAGCACCCAGACCGGGGCCUCACGCCGCGCGUGUUCGAGCACCUCUUCCAGCGAAUCAAGGCCAAGGAGCGCUCCGAGGGGCGCCGGUUCUCCGUCACGUGCAGCUACGUCGAGAUCUACAACGAGGGCCUGACCGACCUGCUCGCGCCCGGGGCCGCGCCGCUGCAGAUCCGCGAGGAUUUCACGAGGGGCGUGCGCGUGGAGGGGCUGUCGGAGGAGACGGUGCGCAACGCGCACGACGUGGCGCGGCUGAUCACGCAGGGCUCGGCGAACCGCCGCGUGGGCUCCACCGAGAUGAACAAGGAGUCCUCCCGCUCCCACACCGUCUUCAUCUGCUACCUCGAGAGCUCCCACACCACCCCCGACGGCGUCACGCACCGCCUGUCCUCGCGCCUCAACCUGGUCGACCUGGCCGGGUCCGAGCGCCAGAAGGACACGCACGCGCGCGACGAGCGCCUCCGCGAGGCGUGCAGCAUCAACAAGUCCCUCUCCGCCCUCGGACACGUCAUCAUGACCCUGGCGGAGGUGGCAAAGGGCAAGGUCCGGCACAUCCCGUACCGUGGCUCGCGGCUCACGUUCCUCCUCCAGGACUCCCUUGGCGGCAACUCGCGCACCGUGAUGAUCGCGUGCGUCUCGCCGGCGUCUUGCAACCUCGGCGAGACGCUGUCGACGCUGCGGUUCGCGGCCAGCGCCAAGUGCGUCCGUACGCGGGCCGUCGUCAACGAGGACGCCGCGGGCGACGCGCGCGCGCUGCGCGCCGAGGUCGCGCGGCUCCGGCAGCAGAUGGCCGAGUACAAGGACCUGCUCGCGCGGCGCGGGCUCAGCGGGUCGCCGCUGCCGGCGGCGACGCCCGCGCCCGGGCGAGCGCUCACGCCUGCGACGGCCACGCCGGCGUCGCCGUCGGUGCGCGACCGCGCGCUCCUGCACGCGCUGCGUCGCGAGGCGGAGGCGCGGUCCGCAGCGGAGCGCGUCGCUGCGGAGCGCGAGGAGCUCCGCGCGCUGGUGGCGGCGCGCACGUCCGAGCUGCAGCACACGCGGAUGGCGCUCAAGCUCCGCGAGGCGAGCCUGCAGCGCCGCGGCGACGCGAGCACGGACGAGCGCGUGCGCGUGCUGCAGGACGAGCUGGCAUCGCUGCGCAAGGUGCUGCAGGUGCCGCCUGAGGCGGUGGCGCUGAACGUCGAGCUGCAGGGUCUGCGGGCGCGGCUGGCGGAGAUCGAGGCGUUCAGCGAGCCCGGGGCGCGCGAGCGGCUCCAGGAGGAGAUUGCCACGCUGAGCGACCGCGCGCGCACGGCCCUCGAGGACAAGGAGGCCCUCGCGCGGCAGCUGCAUCGCUUCCGGCACCUCUCUACGCCGUUCCGGUCCGCCGGGAAGGCCGCGACGCCGCCGCGCAGCGAGGGCCGCGCCAGCGACGGCGCCGGCGACAUGGACGUGGACGGCGACGGCGCGAGCGAGGCGGCGCCCGAGGACGCGGGCGAGGCGGCGCGGCGCGGCGAGGCGCUGCAGGUCGAGGUCGACGCGCUGCGCGCCGAGCUGGGCGAGAAGUCCGCGGCGCUGGCGCAGGCCAUGGUGGAGCAAUUCCGCGACCAGGCGGUGGCGGAGGAGUCGGAGCGGCGGGCGUGCGAGCUGCACGACGCGUUCGAGCGCGCGACGGCGGAGCUCGUGCAGGCGCGGCAGGCGCUCGCGGAGGCGCGAGGGGAGGUGGUGACGCUCAAGGCCCGCCUGGGCAGCGUGGAGGCGUCGGACGCGGAGGCGCAGGAGACGGCGCGGUCGCAGGCGACGCGGCUGCAGCGGCUGGCUGCGGAGCUCGACCAGGCGCGCGGGGGCGUCGUGGCGGCGCGCGAGGACGCCGCGUCGGAGCGCCGGCGCGCGGAGGGCCUGGAGUCGUCGCUGCGCGAGGCGCUGGCGGACGUGGAUGCGGCGCGUGCGGCGGGCGAGGAGGCACGCGGGCAGGCGCAGGGGCUCGAGGAGGAGCUGCUUGCCGCGCAGGAGGCCGUGCGCGACCUCGAGCGGGAGUGCGCGGACGCGGCAGAGCGCGUGGCGGCGAGCGAGGUGCGCGAGGGCGCGCUGCGUGCGGAGCUCGAGGAGGCAGCGCGGCGCGCGACGCACGUCGAGGAGCGGCUGCGGGACGCGAGCGAGGUCCUGGAGCGCGAGCGGGUGGAGGCGGCGCGGCGGGCCGCGGGCGUCGAGGAGCGGCUGAGGGACGCGACGGCGGCGCUGGAGCGCGAGCGUGCAGAGGCGGCGCGGCGCGAGGCGGACGCUGCGGAGGCGGAGCGGCGGGCAGAGGGCGUCGAGGAGCGGCUGCGGGGCGCGAUGGCCGAACUUGAGCGCGAGCGCGCAGAGGCCGCGCGGCGUGAGGCGGACGCCGCGGAGGCGGAGCGCAUGGACCGGUGCAGCGGCGGGGGCCGCGAGGCCCUGCGCGCGGCGCUGGAGGACGAGCGCGCGAAGCACACGGCGGAGCAGCGCGGGAUGGAGCACGUGCUGCGCGCGGAGAAGCGGGCGCGCGAGGCGGCGGAGGAGGCGGCCGCGGCGGCGAAGGCGGAGCUCGCGGCGGCGAAGGCGGAGCUCGCGGCGGCGCGCGAGGCGUUCGAGGCGAUGCCGCGCUGGACCCCGCGGGAGACGAUCAUCGUGACGCCGGCCAAGGGCGCGCGGGCGCCGCCGCCACGGACGCCGAGCCGGGGGCGGGCGACGCCGGCGCGCGCGGGGAGCCCGCGUGCGUCGGUGGAGGAGCUGCGGGCGCGCGCGGCGGAGCUCGAGGGCGAGCUAGUGGAGGUGCGGAGGGAGCGGGACGGGGCGGUGGCGGAGGCGGCGCGGCUCGCGGGGCACCACAACCCGCGGCAGCGGAUCCACGUGCACGAGCGCGUGUGCGAGGAGAACAGCAGGCUGAAGGAGGAGGUGCGGCGGCUGCGGGCGGCGCUGGACGGCCGCGGCGGGACACCGCCGGCCGUUCGGGGAGGCGCGCCGUCUGCAAGCGCGCAUGGGUCGGCGUCAGAGGACUCGGAGGGCGCGACGGAGGCGGGGGGCGCGGGGGAGGAGUCGGCGCCGGUGUCAGCGCGCCCCGGGGGGGUCGUCAAGGUGGAGACGCCGCUGUCGAGCCACAGGAUCACGACGCCCGUGGCCUCGCGGUGCGUCACGCCGGACGCGUCGGCGCCCACUUCGCCGCGCCCGCUCGCCGAGUUGGGCGGGCCGGAGGUGGCGAUGCUGGAGGGGACCACCUCUUGA